Glycine soja is the source of this 999-nucleotide messenger RNA. RefSeq lists its product as uncharacterized. The coding region runs from base 1 to 999 and encodes 332 amino acids. The record is from RefSeq and is a predicted model, not a curated record. Gene Ontology annotation, biological process: meristem maintenance; meristem development. The transcript has 4 exons. Lineage: Eukaryota; Viridiplantae; Streptophyta; Magnoliopsida; Fabales; Fabaceae.
AUGGUUAGAACACGAGGUUUAGGUCAUGCUUUAGCUAUGGUUAUAGGCAGAGGUAGACAGGAUGAGCAUGAUGCAGUCGAUGUUCCCCAGAGGCGUAGGCCUACUGCAUCAGCCCGUAGGCGACGAGUACAUAUUACGGUUGAUGAGGGUGCUCCUCAGAUGAGUGAAGAUGUGCCUCAGAUGACUGCGGACGUAGAUGCGACUGUUGCAGAGGACUUAGGUCGUGAUGGUGCUGAGGGGUCACAUGCUGAUGAGGGAUUCCCUAGUGGGCCCCGUGACCCAUCAGUUCUGACUUCAUUUGUAGAGUAUGUCGCACAUGCCAUUUGGACUGGACAAUGUCCUGAGCUGAAGUUGGUGUCGCACGAGAGGAAGGUGGCGUUAAUUGGGAGGCCAGUGCCUGCGAUUGAAGGGCUGGUUGUCGCCACAGGAUUAAGUCCAUUGAUUGAGUGUUCAGUUGUAACCAGCGAUCCUGGACUUAUAUCCGCAUUUAUGGAGAGGUGGCAUAGGGAGACCAGCACCUUCCACCUUCCAGUAGGAGAGUUGACGAUCACACUAGAUGAUGUGUCGUCACUCCUCCAUCUCCCUAUCAGUGGCGCCUUCCACGGCUUCGAGGCUCUUUCCGUGGAUGAGGCGUGCUGGAUCUAUGAGCAUUUUCCAAGUGUGCAUCAGUGUGUCACCGAUGAUGCAUAUGAGGAGAUGUCCCCUCGUACCUCCCGGUGGCUGAUGAUGAAGGCUCAUAUGAAGGGAAUUACAGGAGCGAUGUACAGGGCAUGUUGUGAUGCUUUGACGGUCACAGACGUGUGUUGGUUUCCUUACAGUGACCAUCGAGGGGUUAGGGGGUUUGAACUGAUUUCAUCGUUCCAGGGUCAGCUGAGAUGGGGUCCUACGGUGGUCACAGUUCGAUCAGAGAGGGUGAUACGCCAAUUUGGGUACAUUCAGAGCAUCCCUCCACCGCCUAUUAGCGCUUCGUUGUCAUAUGAUGAUAUAGAUGACAGGUGA